Lineus longissimus is the source of this 1709-nucleotide messenger RNA. RefSeq lists its product as uncharacterized. The record is from RefSeq and is a predicted model, not a curated record. Lineage: Eukaryota; Metazoa; Nemertea; Pilidiophora; Heteronemertea; Lineidae. The transcript has 2 exons. Bases 624 to 1709 code for a protein of 361 amino acids.
GCUUUCCAGAAAGAACUCGCGUGAUAGAUGAGACUAUCAUUGUAUUGUAUUGCAUCAUGUUGUCAUCUCGACCGGCACAUCCGUUCCUGUAUGCAAAUUUCUCGAAGGAAUUCCACAGGGAAUUUAAGAAACUUUGGGGCUUGUUGACAAAACGAAUCGCUACAGUUAAGUGAGAAGUCAUUUUUAGCUCGCCUUAACUGGUGAGCCAAUAUAAACCCAAACGAUUUUAUUAUCAAAAGCUGAAGUUGAAACCAUCUGGUAUUAUUUCCCAGGCAGAUAUGCAACCUUAUAUUAUGGUAUUUUUCCAAAAAUAGAUACUGUGUUUACGGUCGCAUGCACACAUGUAUGCAAUGAUAACACUAUUUCAAUAAGUUCAAUCUGUUACUUUCACAUCAAUACAUUUAAACCACUCUCUUACUGCGAAUUGAAAAUAAAGUUUUCAAUCUGAUUACCCGAGUUAAAAGGAAAAACAUCACGUGGUUUUCGCGGAUACAGCUACCCUCGACUGGCUGAAAACCCCGCUAAGAACAGCAUUUUUGGAACUCUGUAUCUCUCCAUAAGAACAAAAGUCGACGAGGGUGGAUCACGUUCUUCUUGAUUUAGCGUUGACACUGUAAUAGAGAAUGAUGCGAUAUCGGCAUCCCUGCAGACAGAUCUUCCGGAGAAACUUCGGCUUCCUCGGUCUCCUCCUUCUCUGUGUAAGUCUGUCGGCUUUCACGUUAUUCAUAAGAACAGAAUGGAUGAAAGAGCCCGUCCAUUUAACUGAGCGGCGGAAGCGGUUCUUAUUGGAUGAAAGCGACAUCAAGGAAUACCAUCUGAAGAGUACCAGCGAGGAAGAACUAGGGACCAUUUUUAUACCCUACCGGGGCAAAACAGCCAGAAAGGGCAGGAUGAAUUCUGGGAGAAAGCCAUCAACACGUAUUGGUCCAACUGAACCAAGACGAAUCGUUUUCUUUUCAUACGGUGAUGAUCUAUCGUCAAAAUUGACGGAUUUCUUCGCAGUGCACCCCGAUGUGUUUCUGAUGCGUGGUACAUUCGCGAAUGAGAAUAACUUUGAAACAUCCCUCGGAGGAUGCACGGCUGCUGCCUUGGGAAAGCUUACAUCGCCGAGGGUGGAUAGAUGUAGGAAAAGAAGAACCUGCCAUUCGCCAUCAACGGAAAAUCUUGUUAAAAAGUGCAGGGAACGCCCUUAUCAGAUGUUCCAAAUCACGGCUUCUGACAUGACGAAGAAAUUCGAUUGGGUUCCUAUCGUUUGCAAACUCACUAAAUCCGAUGAAAACCUGGUAGUCGUUCAUUUGAUGGCUGAGCCUCUGGAUAUUGUUUACAAUCGGUUGGUGCAUCAAUUGACAUUAGCAAGGCGUGAUGAGUUGAAUAACAACGAUACCGCUUCGGCCUUGGACGAGGGGAAGAAACUCUGCAUUCGUAUUCGCGGCGAUCUGUCUUCACUACACAAAGCCGGCUGCAGCGGGGAGAAAAUUAAGUCGUUUUCUGUGAAAAACAUCAUUCUAAAUCUUCCAGACAGUUGGUUGGAGCUCCAUAAUUACAUUGGAACGUAUGUUGAUGACCGUACAAAUGAUUUGUUGCAAGAGAAUAGUAUAGCAGAGACUUUGAAAGCCCGAUUACAUCGGAUGCAUUCGACGAGGCAUCAUCUAUUUCCUGAAACGUUUGUAAAGCACUUAAACGAAGCAUGUGGUGGUAUUGAAAUAUGA